This is a messenger RNA of Magnolia sinica, 1955 nucleotides long. RefSeq names its product protein NRT1/ PTR FAMILY 6.3. Gene Ontology annotation, biological process: transmembrane transport; response to nitrate; oligopeptide transport. NCBI's taxonomy places the organism in Eukaryota, Viridiplantae, Streptophyta, Magnoliopsida, Magnoliales, Magnoliaceae. Gene Ontology annotation, cellular component: membrane. The transcript is spliced from 5 exons. The record is from RefSeq and is a predicted model, not a curated record. Gene Ontology annotation, molecular function: nitrate transmembrane transporter activity. Bases 73 to 1818 code for a protein of 581 amino acids.
CCCCGCGACGCGGCACCAAAGCCUCUAUACUCUCCUCUACUCUCCUCUCUUAGUUUCUCCUCCCUACAUAGCAUGGCUCUUCCAGAAACCAAUGACGAUAAGAUCCUCCCAGAUGCUUGGGAUUACAAGGGCCGUCCAGCUGGCAGAUCUGAAACGGGCGGAUGGACGAGCGCUGCUAAGAUUUUAGGGGUGGAAUUGUGGGAAAGAAUGACGACGUUAGGGAUCGCCGUUAAUCUCGUGACGUAUUUAACGGGUACGAUGCAUUUGGGCAAUGCCACGUCGGCUAAUACCGUCACCAAUUUCUUGGGCACUUCUUUCAUGCUCUGUUUGCUCGGCGGUUUCGUUGCUGAUACCUAUCUUGGACGGUACCUCACAAUUGCCAUCUUUGCUACGGUUCAAGCAACGGGGGUGACGAUCUUGACAAUCUCCACCGUCGUCCCGAGCCUGAGGCCUCCUGCGUGCACCAACGGUGGGCCCUGCGUCACAGCGAGCGGCCUGCAGCUUAGCAUUCUGUACCUCGCCCUCUACCUCACGGCGCUGGGGACGGGCGGACUCAAGUCGAGUGUGUCGGGUUUCGGGUCCGACCAGUUCGACGAGUCGACGCCCAAGGAAAAGGCUCAGAUGUCUACCUUCUUCAACUGGUUCUUCUUCUUCAUCAACAUCGGAUCGCUCGCUGCGGUCACCGUCCUCGUCUACAUUCAGGACAAUUUGGGUAGGAAAUGGGGUUAUGGCAUCUGCGUUUGUGCUAUCUUGAUCGGCAUCGUCGUCUUUCUAUACGGCACACGACGGUACCGAUUCAAGAAGCUUGUCGGGAGCCCAUUGACGCAGAUCGCAGCGGUCGUGGUUGCCGCGUGGAGAAAACGACACAUGGAAUUGCCGUCGGAUCCGUCGUUCCUUUACGACGUGCAUGAGAGCGAGCAGAGGAAGAAGAAGCAGAAGCUGCCCCAUAGCAAGCAAUUCCGUUUCCUAGACAAGGGAGCAAUCAAAGAGCUCGACCCAGAACAGUGCCAGUCCAUCAACCAUUGGCGCCUGUCCACCCUAACUGACAUCGAAGAGGUGAAGAUGGUCAUCAGAAUGUUACCCAUAUGGGCUACAACCAUCAUGUUCUGGACCGUCUACGCCCAAAUGACCACCUUCUCCGUCUCUCAAGCCACCACCAUGGACCGUCACAUCGGAAAAUCAUUCCAAAUCCCUCCUGGCUCUCUAACCGUCUUCUUCGUCGGUAGCAUUCUCCUAACCGUCCCCAUCUACGACCGCAUCAUUGCCCCAAUCGCUAGUAAGUUCACCCACAAUCCACAAGGCCUCACACCCCUCCAACGCAUAUUCGUUGGCCUGGUCCUAGCCAUACUGGCAAUGGUCGCAGCUGCGCUCACCGAGCUCAAGAGGCUGCGGGUUGCAAGAUCGAACGGGUUGACAGACAAUCCAAAGGCCGAGAUCCCUCUAAGUGUGUUUUGGCUCAUACCACAGUUCUUGCUGGUGGGAUCAGGGGAGGCGUUUACGUAUAUAGGACAGUUGGCAUUUUUCCUGAGGGAGUGUCCAAAGGGGAUGAAGACAAUGAGUACUGGGAUGUUUUUGAGUACUCUAUCUCUUGGGUUCUUUUUCAGUUCGAUAUUGGUGACGAUAGUGCAUAAGGUGACAGGUGAAAGGAGACCUUGGCUCUCGGAUAAUUUGAAUCAAGGGAAGCUUUAUGAUUUUUACUGGCUGUUGGCUAUUUUGAGUGUGGUGAAUUUGGGUGUUUAUGUGGUUUGUGCAAGGUGGUAUGUCUACAAGGAUAGUAGGUUGGGUGAAGAGGUGGAAAAUGGUGUGGAGCUGCACUGAAUCUAGCUUCCAUGUAUGAGGCGGGCCCCCUUCUUUUUUUUUCUUUUUUUCUUUUUUCACGCGAGCUUUUUCUUAUGUGUACAAAAGCUAUGCAAAUGCGUGGUCUUUAUUUGUAGAAGUGAUUUGUCUUUUGUGUA